This is a messenger RNA of Cladocopium goreaui, 264 nucleotides long. The record is from the annotation of a GenBank genome assembly. Lineage: Eukaryota; Dinophyceae; Suessiales; Symbiodiniaceae.
AUGGCUGCGCCCUCGCGGCCCAGCACCUGGGCCGCCAUGCAGCGGCGCAUCGCGCGGAGAGCCGGGCAGGUCUCAUCCUUUCAAGAACGACCUCGACUCCUAGCCGCGGCGGAAGACCCUGAGGUCUGGGAGGAGGUCCUGCAAAGCUGGCCCGACGUGGCGCAGAAGCUGCGGCCGGCCUCGCGCUGCGAAGUGGAGUGUAGCGAUGUGCCCAGCCUGGAGGUGGUGGGUGGGAAAUUUGGGGGGCAACAGGGACCCCAAUAG